Messenger RNA from Vicia villosa (hairy vetch), 771 nucleotides. RefSeq lists its product as uncharacterized. The record is from RefSeq and is a predicted model, not a curated record. The transcript has a single exon. NCBI's taxonomy places the organism in Eukaryota, Viridiplantae, Streptophyta, Magnoliopsida, Fabales, Fabaceae. Bases 1 to 771 code for a protein of 256 amino acids.
AUGGGGGGAGAGGUAAAUUCAGAAUGGGUGUGGAAUAUAGGGGUCCAGGGGGAGUUCCUUGAGGUUCAGGCUGAGGAGCAAUUGGUUGAGUUAAACAACAUACUGUGUUUUAUUGCCCCAAAUUAUGAGAGGAAUGAUGAAUUCAUUUGGCUACCUCAAGGGAAAAAACCGUAUACGGCUGGUGGUGGUUAUGGGGUGAUCAGACGGGUGAUUGGCCAUCAAACGUUAAAUGCAGCGGCUUUGGAAGCGGCCAAUCAGAUUUGGAGAACGCAGGUUCCUUCGAAAGUACAAGUGUUUGGUUGGAAGUGCAUUCAGGAUAGAAUUGCUACAAGGGACCAAUUGGAGAAAAGGGGAGUUCAGUCUAAUAAUAUGUCAAAUUUAUGUUCUCUGUGUAAUGGCGAUAGUGAAUCGAUUUUACAUCUGUUUAUGUUAUGCCCUUUUGUAAAAUCUGUUUGGCAGCAGGUGUGUUCAUGGGCAGACAUAGAAACAAUCCAGGCAGUUUCGCUUAUUGAUCAUUUGAAGUUGUUCUCUGCUGCAGUCGAAAGAAAGGUCCCGGUGAAGAAGAAGCUCUUGUUGUGGCUGUCGGUCAUUUGGGUGAUUUGGUGUCGGCGCAACGCAGUGAUUUUUAAAAACGAAGAGGCUAUUGUAGUAGAUGUUUUUGAGCAGAUUCGGCUUUCUUCGUGGCAUUGGCAGUGUAUAGGUGUGAAAAUGAAGGGCCCAAUUAAUUUUUAUUUCUGGUGCCAAAAUCCUUUACAAUCAUUGUUAGGAUAA